Molecule: messenger RNA, 483 nt
Organism: Phytophthora sojae
Lineage: Eukaryota; Oomycota; Peronosporomycetes; Peronosporales; Peronosporaceae
Exons: 2
Coding region: 1-483 (160 amino acids)
Molecular function (GO): protein binding
Source: RefSeq, a predicted model, not a curated record
AUGGACGAUGCGGCACGGAAUGGACACCUCGACGUGGUAAAAUGGCUACAGGCAAAUACCCAAGCUGGUUGCACGAAGGAGGCAAUGGACGGCGCAGCGGGCAAUGGCCACCUCGAAGUUGUCAAAUGGCUGCAUGAGCAUCGCUCUGAGGGGUGUACGACUUCCGCGAUGGAUGAUGCGGCUGAGAAUGGAGCUCUCGAUGUCGUGAAAUGGCUUCAUGUGAACAGGGCGGAAGGUUGCACAAUGGCUGCUAUGGACCGCGCAGCACGCAACGGGCACCUUGACGUGGUAAAAUGGCUACAUUCCAAUACUCAUGUUAGCAGCUCCAAGGCUGCAAUGGAUGGUGCAGCGGGCAAUGGCCACCUCGAAGUUGUCAAAUGGCUGCAUGAGCAUCGCUCGCAGGGUGGCACAACGACUGCAAUGGAUGCCGCCGCUAGACGUGGCAUGCGAACAGACCGGAAGUCUGCACGGCUCAAGCGAUGA